Molecule: messenger RNA, 2137 nt
Organism: Bradysia coprophila
Lineage: Eukaryota; Metazoa; Arthropoda; Insecta; Diptera; Sciaridae
Biological process (GO): regulation of transcription by RNA polymerase II
Cellular component (GO): nucleus
Molecular function (GO): zinc ion binding; DNA-binding transcription activator activity, RNA polymerase II-specific; RNA polymerase II cis-regulatory region sequence-specific DNA binding
Source: RefSeq, a predicted model, not a curated record
CUAGUAAAUGUAUAAAUAAAUGCAUAUACGCAUAGAGAUGUCAUUUUUUUCAACACACGACUGUUGUGAACAUAUGAUUUGGUGAGUACGCAAGCCAUCUUUUCACGUUGUGUUUGACUUUUGUGUUGACGGUAUUAAGAGCAGAUAAGUGAUGGACAAUAAACAAUUUAUUUCUGUGAAUGAAUUGAACACUUUAAACAUUUGCCUAUUAUGUCUGGAGACGAACGACAAUUUGGUGGAGAUAUUCGGAAAGAAGGGAAUUGAGUUGAAUAUCGCAGUUAUUCUACAAAAACACUUUUGGUUUGAACUCAGCUCUACCAGUACAUCAGAUGAAAAGAAUAUUUGUGGAGGUUGUUGGAAAAAUGUGGAAACUUUCCACCACUUCUAUGAUUUCGUCAAGUCAACACACGAAGAAAGAUGUGUCCGCGAAAUAAAAUCAAUUGAUGUAGAUGCACAGAUUGAAAUGGUUGAUAUUAUUAAAGCUGAUCCGGAUGCCGACAUCAAAGAAGAUUUAAACGAGUCCUAUAAUAUCGCAUGUAGCACUGACACUGACCACUUUAAAUCUGAAGAAGACAGUGUUUCAAGUUCAGAUUCAUUAGAUAGAGAGAACAAACAACUUAAACGUAAAAAUGUAGCAUCUACAACGACCUCAGCAGAAACACUUACGAAGAAAUUCAAAACCGAUUCUCAUUCAUCACUUUUAUCUAAAUACUUCAACAUGGCCUGUGAUCUUUGCGAUGUAAUAUUGUCAUCAUAUAGGGAUACAAACCAGCACUACAAAGAAGUUCAUGAUCUCGACAAAGGAUAUCUGAUUUGCUGCAGCAAAAAAUUCUUCAGACUUCAACACAUGCUACAACAUUGUGAAUGGCACAAGAAUCCAGAUAGUUUCAAGUGUACCCAGUGCCCAAAGACAUUCAGUGACAAAUACAGACUACGCGAUCACUCAAACCUUUGUCACGCUCCAGAAAUCGACAAAGUAUUCAGUUGUGAUGGAUGCGAUAAAACAUUUUCAAAGCGACAUUAUCUCAGCGCUCAUCAGAGAAAGGGACACAACAAUGAAUCAACGGAGGAAAAACCCACCAGAAAACCUCGAAUUAAUUUCGACAAAGAAAACGAAAUGAUCCGGAAUCGCUUCCUAAUGCAGUGUGACUUGUGCACAGAACCGUAUGCGCUAUUCCGUGAUGCUCAACUACAUCACCUGAAAGUCCAUAAUCAGGCAGGAUACUUGUAUUGUUGUGACAGAAAAUUUUUCAAAAUGUACAAAGCGGUACAGCAUUGCAUCUGGCACGACGAUCCGGAGUCAUUCAAAUGUACAUUUUGUCAGAAAUGCUGCACAGAUAAAAUUAGUCUUCGUGACCACAUUCGUAACGUACAUUCGCCCGAAGACGAACGGCAAUUUCAGUGUGAUAUUUGCAAACGAUCCUUUGCUAAAAGCUACUUACUCAGGUCUCAUAUGAAAGUUAAUCACGUUAAGGACGAAGACAAGAAGUUCGAGUGUCACAUGUGCCGUUUUAGGUUUGUGAACGUUUCAUUUCUGAAAAGCCACAUAAAACGUGUCCAUCACAACAUUCAUUCACACAUAUGCGAACUGUGUGCGAAACCAUUCAAAUCUGGCAAGUCCUACGAAAAGCACUACAUCAACUUCCACACAAACAUUUCGCAGAAAGUGCAAUGCGAUGUGUGUGGAAAAUGGUUGAAGCACAAAGAUAGCUUGAAAAAGCAUAUCCUUUGGCACAACAGCAAAACAGAGACCUGUGGGGUAUGUGGCCGAGUGUCUAGUAACAUACGUGCACUUCGAGCUCAUAUACGAAGUGCACAUAGAGUGGCAUCACUGGAAUGUACAAUAUGCGGUAAGAUGUUCAAAAAACAGCAAGUGCUAAAGGAGCAUGUGGCUAUACACGCAGGCAUCACCGAUCUGUAUAAGUGUACGUUUUGCACGAAAACGUUCCGGUCAAAUGCGAAUAUGUACUCGCAUCGCAAGCGAGCACAUCCAGUCGAAUUGGAACGCAAGAAGGCCGGGGCAUCCGCCGGACCAUGACGGUUUGUAAUUGAUUGACGACAAUUUUUGUAAGCACAAGACGAAGGCGAUUAAAGGCGUUUGGGACGAAACGUUUAAAUUCAAUUUUCUGUCCAUAAA